AUGCGUUUCUCUCUUCUUACUGCCUUGUCCGCCGUGGCUUCAUUGGGCCAUGCCCUCCCCGGUGCUCUGCAGACACGAGAUAUACCAGCCGACCAAUUGACUGAAUUCGACUUCUGGGUCCAGUAUGCCGGUGCGGCAUACUACUUGAACGACUACACCGCUCAGACGGGCUACAAGAUCAGCUGUCCGAAGGGCAACUGUCCCAAGGUAGAGGAAGCCGGCGCAACUAUCUUCUACGAUUUCUCCAACGCCACAAUCACCGAUACCGCAGGUUUCAUCGCCGUAGACAACACGAACAAGGCUGUUGUACUCUCCUUCCGCGGCUCCUACUCAGUGCGCAACUGGAUUGCCGAUGCCUCCUUCGCCUACACGAUCCCUGGUCUUUGCGACGGCUGCCUGGCUGAGCUCGGUUUCUGGAGCUCGUGGAGACUCGUUCGCGAUAAAAUCCUACCGCAGUUGAAGGACGCUGUGUCCCAGAACCCGGAUUACGAGGUUGUCGUUGUAGGCCACAGUCUCGGCGCUGCUAUUGCCAGUCUUGCUGCUGCCGAUCUCCGCGUAAAGGGGUAUCCGUCCGCGAAGCUGUACGCGUAUGCUGCUCCUCGAGUGGCGAACCCUGCUCUGGCCAAGUUUAUCACCGCGCAGGGAAAUAACUACCGCUUCACGCACACUAAUGACCCGGUUCCUAAGCUGCCUUUGCUGUCAAUGGGAUAUGUGCAUAUCAGCCCUGAAUAUUAUAUCACGGCUCCUAACAAUGCUACUGUUACGGCGUCUGAUGUCAAGGUUAUUGAAGGCGCGGUUUCAUUUGAGGGAAAUACUGGUACUGGUAUCCCAACGAUUGCAUCCUUCGAUGCCCACCACUGGUACUUUGAGGAGGCUGAUGCUGGCGUCGGUGAGGGCCUACCAUUCAAGAGAGCUUAUGUUUGA
Messenger RNA from Penicillium soppii, 924 nucleotides. RefSeq names its product lipase family protein. NCBI's taxonomy places the organism in Eukaryota, Fungi, Ascomycota, Eurotiomycetes, Eurotiales, Aspergillaceae. The record is from RefSeq and is a predicted model, not a curated record. Bases 1 to 924 code for a protein of 307 amino acids. Gene Ontology annotation, biological process: lipid catabolic process. The transcript has 3 exons.